UAUCGAAUUGUGCGUCAACUACAUAACCUAAAAAGCGCGGGCUUUUUGCUGUCAAAACAAAUUCUAGUCGUUACUCCAGAAUUAGAAAGCGUGCAACAAUGGCUGUGCAUUUACAUUUGAAAAAGGAAGAUAUUCCCGAUAAAGAACCUGUAUUACACCUAAUGCCGUGCAAAAUUCAGGGCGAUGAAUCUGCUAAAGUUUCUUCUUAUUUUGAGCCCUAUAUUCGCCCGGAAAAUGACGAAUAUUUCCAUGCAACAUUCCGAGGCCAUCCUCUCCAAGGGCAGAAAGUAACAGUGCCAAACGGUUACACGGGCGUUACUUUCUUUGAAUACAAAAAACCAGAAACGGAAAACGUAGAACGCAAUCUUUAUUCCACGGGAGUGUUUACGCAAUUUACUUAUUGGAAUUACGACAAGAUUCCUUCAAAAAACGACGCAGUGACUGCAGCUUUAGAUUGGAUCGAAAUCGCAGAAGCACUUCAUGCUCCAGAAAAAGAGGAAGUCAAGGCGGAGUAAAAUUGAAGAGAGAAUUCUUCUGUAGAAAAUUGAUUAUUGUGGAUAUUAUAAAUAAUGUUACUUUAAUUUGAAAAGUGAUACGCUUCAUACGAAUGGAAUAGUUUUUUACACGAUAAGUUUUGUACGUUAUAAUAAACCCAGUUUUUCAAAA
Belonocnema kinseyi is the source of this 666-nucleotide messenger RNA. RefSeq names its product ribonuclease H2 subunit C. The coding region runs from base 99 to 515 and encodes 138 amino acids. The record is from RefSeq and is a predicted model, not a curated record. Gene Ontology annotation, biological process: RNA catabolic process. The transcript is spliced from 3 exons. Lineage: Eukaryota; Metazoa; Arthropoda; Insecta; Hymenoptera; Cynipidae. Gene Ontology annotation, cellular component: ribonuclease H2 complex.